AUGCCACCAACACUCAUUACCAACGUCCGGAUCUUCGACGGCGUCUCAGUCAUCUUCGACUGCGGGCAUGUUCUGAUCGAGUCAGGAAAAAUUCAACAGAUAUCGGAACACCCAUUUUCUACUGCCCCCGAGUGGACUAUCGUCGAUGGCUCAAACUCAACACUAAUCCCUGGACUUACCGACGCCCAUGUCCAUGUGUAUCAGGACUUGACUUUUAUUGAAACGGCGAUUCAAUAUGGCGUAACCACUGUGCUAGACAUGCAUAACGAGUCUGAAUGGUUCAAGAAGAUGAAGGCAAUUUCCUGUGAGAGAAAUGAUGUUGCGGACAUUCAAAGCGCGGGCCUGGCUGCAACCGUCAAAAACGGCUGGCCGUCUGCGAUCCUUCGAAUGACAGCUUCGGCAGAUCCGACUCUAGAAAAUCGUAUCUUAGGGUGGCCAGAUAUAACAGACAAGGAGACUGCAGACCAGUAUGUUGCGAAAAAUAAGGCGAUGGGUGCGAGUUUCAUCAAACUUAUGCAGGAAGAUGGAUGUACACUGAGUCUGCCAUUUCCCACACGCCCGAUCCCCACUCCCCGUUUAGAAGUCCAAAAGGCUGUCGUUGACGCUGCUCAUCACAACGACAUGUUGGCGGUUGCUCACGCCCUGACCAAUGACUCCGUUCUCAAGAUGCUCAACGCUGGAGUAGAUGGCAUCACACACUCUUCACUCGAACCAGUUAAUGAGAGCGUUAUCAACGCAUUCAAAGAUACAGACGCCUUCAUAAUUCCUACAUUUGCUGUUCAUGCAUCCAGCAGUGGAGAAGAGAAACACACCCGCGAACGUCUCGCAGCAGAUAUAGCAGAUACGAGAGAGAAAGAUCACUUUCUCGGAUGCCUUCACAUCAUGCAUACUGGAUUUUCGAUUCAAAAUGCCUAUGAUCAGAUUGCGAGUCUGAAAGAAGCUGGGGUGGAUAUCUUAUGCGGGACCGACUCAUCAGAGCACCUCGUAGGAACCCGAGCCGGAGCGUCAGUGCUUCAUGAGCUUUGGCUAUACGUAAACCGAUGCGGGUUUACACCUACUGAGGCUCUUGCGUCUGCGACCUCGAAAACAGCGGAACGGUUCAAGCUCAAGGAUCGAGGAAUGAUUCAAGUAGGCCGGAGAGCGGACCUUGUGCUGGUGAAGGGCGGCUCCAAGCAGCCCCAUUUUCUCAGCUGGCGGAGCGUCGCGUUGCUCGAGAUUGGAGAGUUCCACACUGGUAUUGACCACUGUCUUCACGCGCUCGUAGCGACGCUCCACGAAGGCUUUGAAAGCCUCAUCGACAGUCGCAUCACCAAUCAAGAUACUGCGAUUGUCGUACCAAGGAGCCGAGAGCAAUAUCCACCUGAAUGGGCGCGCAAUGAGAUCGGAAUCCGGGUGCAAGCGCUGGCGCAGCUCUUCAAUGGCAGGCGCCGUCAUGGAGUCGAGCAAGUCACGGAAUAG
Penicillium manginii is the source of this 1458-nucleotide messenger RNA. RefSeq names its product amidohydrolase family protein. Gene Ontology annotation, molecular function: hydrolase activity, acting on carbon-nitrogen (but not peptide) bonds. The transcript is spliced from 6 exons. The coding region runs from base 1 to 1458 and encodes 485 amino acids. The record is from RefSeq and is a predicted model, not a curated record. NCBI's taxonomy places the organism in Eukaryota, Fungi, Ascomycota, Eurotiomycetes, Eurotiales, Aspergillaceae.